ACAAGCGCACAAUACAGUUCACGCACGUGCGAGAGUACACGUAUCUUGUGUUUACAUACCUUUGCAAGCACAACCUAAAUAUAAAUAUAACCUAACAAUUGAAUAACGUGUGGCUAGUGUUGUUGUAAAUAUAAUUCAUUCUUUUGCAAAUUGAUGUGUAAAUCUCUACUAUUAAAAAUUGAAUGGGAGCCAGAACAAUGAAAGUCGCGAAAAGAAUAAAACGCCGACGCGAACAAAAAGAAAGAGCUCUAUACGUUCGUCUGCCACACACGAUACGAAGUGACGAAGAUGUGGCAAAAUUAUUCACUGGUAAUUUCAAAGUAAAUCGUCUACGACAAUCUAGCCGGUACUGUUAUGUCAUAUUUUCCGAUGAAAAGGAAAAAAACCGAAAUUUAAACGCCGUAAAAAAUACAAAGAUAAAUGGGAAACGUGUGGUAGUUGCACCUACAGUAACAAAAAUUGAAAAAAAAAGGACGAUAGUACGGAAAAAAAUUGUUAUACCCAAAGUAAAAGCAGAUGUAAAAGUCACCAAGAACCUUUUUAUCUCAAACAUCAAAUGUGGAACAAAACUUCAAGAUUUAAAAGCAACUAUUCCAGGUUGCCUAUCUGUCAAAAUGUUGAAACCGUACUCACAGACUUCUAGAGCUGCAAUAGUUAGAAUGGAAAGUGGCCUGGCAGCAGCGGAAUAUUUAUUAAAUGCAAAGGCAAGGCCAGUUCUUGAUGGAAGAACGUUAAGAAUAAAUCCCGAUACUAGAACUAGACGUAGAAGACACAAGUCACAACCUCUAAAAAUUUAUGAUGGCGACACAGAAAUAUAACAAAAAAUUACUGAG
This is a messenger RNA of Eufriesea mexicana, 833 nucleotides long. RefSeq lists its product as uncharacterized. The transcript has 3 exons. Gene Ontology annotation, molecular function: nucleic acid binding. NCBI's taxonomy places the organism in Eukaryota, Metazoa, Arthropoda, Insecta, Hymenoptera, Apidae. The coding region runs from base 183 to 818 and encodes 211 amino acids. The record is from RefSeq and is a predicted model, not a curated record.